Benincasa hispida (wax gourd) is the source of this 1057-nucleotide messenger RNA. RefSeq names its product ethylene-responsive transcription factor ERF026-like. Gene Ontology annotation, biological process: regulation of DNA-templated transcription. Gene Ontology annotation, molecular function: DNA-binding transcription factor activity; DNA binding. NCBI's taxonomy places the organism in Eukaryota, Viridiplantae, Streptophyta, Magnoliopsida, Cucurbitales, Cucurbitaceae. The record is from RefSeq and is a predicted model, not a curated record.
UCAGUAUCAUACCUUUUCUUUAUCCAUCAAACCUAACCCUUUUUUAACUAUAAUCCCAAGACAUCUUUUCAUGGCCUCUACCUCCUCAAAGAGACAUGAUCAAUACAAAGGAAUCCGCUGCCGGAGCAGCAAAUGGGUGUCGGAGAUUCGUGAGCCACGUAAGACUACUCGAAUAUGGCUCGGUACCUAUCCUACUCCCGAGAUGGCUGCUGCUGCCUACGAUGUAGCCGCACUCGCACUCAAGGGUUGCAAUGCUGUUCUCAACUUCCCCGACUCGAUCGGUUCCUAUCCGGUUCCGGCUUCCACAUCCCCAGCCGAUAUCCGUAUUGCUGCCGCUGCUGCUGCCGCUUUGAGAAAAGUUGAUGAUCAAGGAGAAAGCAAUUACCAUAGCUCUCACUAUCAGUGUCCGCCAACCAAUGAGUUUGUCGACGAAGAGGCGCUGUUCGGAAUGCCGAAUCUGCUGGUUGACAUGGCGGAGGGAAUGCUGUUGUCACCGCCACGAAUCAGCUCGUCGCCAUCUCGACACGACUACUACUCAUGGAACUCAAGUGGAGAUGGAAAUCUUUGGAGUUACCCCUAGAGGAAAAAAGAAACAAAAAUUAACCAUGAAAAAACUCCAUGAAUCCGAACAUAUCUAAUUUAAUCACAUCAUGGGGAAAAAAAAUUAAGAAAAAAGGUAAAGAAUUUAAGAUCAUCAAACGACAAGGAUUUGGAAAAAAUUAGAAUAAUAAUGAAUAUGUUUUUGCUUCAUUGAGAAGGUGUUUAGAACAGUACUAGAGAGAGUAAAAAACAUGAAUGAAGUGAGUUUUAGAUUUGGAUAGGGACACGGUUUUGGCUGGAAAAUUGGAAAAGGAGAGAUUUUGAGUUGGAUUAUGUCUGUUUUUUUUCUCUCUCUUUUUUUAUUUUUAUUUUUAUUAUGAGAUAAAGUAAGAGAGAGAUUGUGGUAUUGUGGAUUUUGAUUGGUCCACAUUUUUUUUUUUUUUUUUUUUUGUGUUUGAAUUAUGAAUUUUGGUUUGUACCAAAUCUAUGAACUACAGUUGUCGGUAAUAAUUUGGUU